Messenger RNA from Cydia strobilella, 3437 nucleotides. RefSeq lists its product as uncharacterized. Gene Ontology annotation, molecular function: catalytic activity. The record is from RefSeq and is a predicted model, not a curated record. The transcript is spliced from 3 exons. Lineage: Eukaryota; Metazoa; Arthropoda; Insecta; Lepidoptera; Tortricidae. The coding region runs from base 1 to 3375 and encodes 1124 amino acids.
AUGGAAAAUAGAAGGGGAGACAACACGCCACCCUGCGGGACGCCAGCUAGCGUGUUGCACCACGAUGAACGAACGUCGUCUAUUUUAAUACGUUGCCGACGACCUUCCAAGAAAAGAAGAAGAAGAGAUGGAAGAGUUAAAGAUGCUAGUUAUGAUAGGGACAAGAAGGUCGAGAAGCGGAAUGAUCAUGUGACGGCCCACACAGUCGACACCAACGGCAUUCGAAGAAAUGUACCGGAUAUUCUUCUCGACAUCGCUACGCAGUUAAAGAGGUUACCCCAGGAGGGUACCAGUUGCUGCACUAGCGCUGGAGAACCCCUCACUGGGCUUCCAUGCUCAGGUAACAUUUUGCCUGAGCGUGGACGCCGAGGCCGCCCCGUUUCGUACUCUGGGGGGGGCAAAACCGCGCUCAACCAUCUGUCAUCUGCCCGAGGCAAGAGCAAAGCAACUUCGGCACCCCUUGCCACGCUGGCCGUGGACUUCUGCAACAUCAGGGGUUUACAUUCCAACCUUAAUGCUGUCCACCUACACCUCGAGACAGCAAAGCCGGCCUUGCUCUUUUUGACCGAGACGCAGAUAGCGUCUCCGGCGGACACAUCUUACCUCUCCUACCCUGGGUACGGACUGGAACACUCCUUUUCGCCUAGGGCUGGGGUGUGCGUGUACGUUAGAGACGAUAUCAGUUUUCGUCGCCUCAACAAUCUUGAAGGUAGGGACCUCUCCACCUUAUGGCUGCGUAUAGACAACGAUCACCAUCCCCGUGUCUAUUCGUGCCUAUAUAGGUCCCAUAGCGGUGAUGCCGAAACUGACCGACUCAUUGAGCAGAUCCAAACGGCUGCAGACUCUGUGCAGCAGCAGAUCCCUUCCGCUGAGAUCAUUGUACUUGGUGAUUUUAAUGCCCACAACGCCGAAUGGCUCGGCUCUAGCAAGACUGAUCAUGCGGGCAGAUCUGUUUAUAACUUUGCUCUGGCAUAUGGCUUGACACAAUUGGUUACUGCGCCUACGCGAAUCCCAGAUGUGGAAGGCCAUGAACCUUCCCUGUUGGACCUUCUGCUGACCUCUCAUCCGGUUGACUACAAUGUAUUCGUUGAAGCCCCACUCGGUUCCUCGGAUCAUUGCUUGAUCCGGAGUACGGUGCCACUCGCGUACCCGCCGCGUCGGCGAGUUGCUUGUGGCCGCCGUGUGUGGCACUAUAGGUCAGCAGAUUGGGACGGGAUGCGGUCCUUCUUUGCAUCCUACCCUUGGAGGCAGGUUUGCUUCACGCCGGAUGAUCCCAACGUCGUUGCUGAUUCUGUUGCUGACGUGGUGCUGCAGGGAAUGGAGCUUUUCAUUCCGUCCUCUGUGGUCCCUGUUGGUGGCAAAUCCCAACCUUGGUUUGGUCGUUUCUGCAAAGAGGCCUCUCGCCGAAAGCAGGAAUGUUACCAGGCCUGGGUAGACGCAGCGGCAGUACGGGAUGUAAAGACUAGCGCACUAAAAAAGAAGUUUAACUUUGCCUCCAGGUCCUUCAAAAGAGUUAUUGCCAGAGCAAAGUCGCUGCACAUUGGUAGAAUUGGCGAGAAAUUAGAGCGCCUCCCGUCGGGAACUCGUGCGUUCUGGUCUCUUGCCAAAGCUAUCCAGGGGAAUUUCUGCACGCCAUCUUUUCCACCUCUGCACACGGAGAAUGAUUCAUUGGCCCACGACGCAAAAGACAAAGCCGAUCUUCUGGGCAAACUCUUUGCGUCCAACUCGACUUUGGAUGACGGGGGAAACGCGCCGCCGACCAUACCGCGGUGCGAGAGCUAUAUGCCGGAUGUCCGGUUCAAACAAAGCUCGGUGCGCAAAGCACUUCUUUCCCUCGACACUCAUAAGUCGAGUGGGCCCGAUGGAAUCCCUGCGGUUGUGCUGAAGAUGUGUGCUCCCGAGUUGGCACCGGUCUUAACGCGUCUUUUUCGGCUCUCUUACUCUUCCGGCGUCGUCCCGACCUCGUGGAAGUCAGCUUUGGUGCACCCGAUCCCUAAAAAAGGCGACCGCUCAAAUCCAUCCAACUACAGGCCAAUAGCUAUAACCUCCCUUUUCUCGAAGAUAAUGGAGUCCAUUAUCAACUGCCAGCUCCUUCGGUACCUAGAGGACCACCAGUUGCUUAGUGACCGACAAUACGAUUUCCGUAGAGGCCGCUCGGCUGGUGAUCUUCUAGUCUACCUGACACAUCGUUGGGCACAGGCAAUCGAGACAAAGGGUGAAGCAUUGGCUGUUAGUUUGGAUAUAGCGAAGGCCUUCGAUCGCGUCUGGCACAAAGCACUUCUUUCGAAGCUACCAUCUUAUGGGCUUCCCGAGAGAUUAUGUGUAUGGGUCAGUAGCUUUCUAGCAGACAGAAGCAUAAAGGUCGUAGUUGACGGCGAAUGCUCAGACUCCAUGUCUGUGAAUGCUGGUGUCCCCCAAGGCUGUGUGCUAUCACCCACGCUAUUCCUUCUGCAUAUCAAUGACAUGCUGCAAAUCAGCGGAAUUCAUUGUUAUGCUGAUGAUAGUACGGGUGAUGCCUCUUACACCGGCCGCACCAAUAUCUCUCGGGAAAACGUCAUCGAGAGCCGGAACAAACUUGUGUCUGAAAUUGAGACUUCCCUAAAAGAAAUCUCUGAAUGGGGUCGACUAAACUUAGUCCGUUUUAACCCUGCCAAGACACAGGUUUGCGCGUUUACCGCAAAAAAGUUAGAAUUUGUCGUAUCACCUCGUUUUGAGAGCACUCCCCUGACUGCCGCAGCCAGUAUCGGAAUCCUCGGCGUCGACAUUUCGAGUGAAGUCCAGUUCCGCGGCCAUUUAGAGGGUAAGGCCAAAUUAGCCUCAAAAAAGCUCGGUGUGCUCAACAGAUCGAGACAGUAUUUCACGCCGGCCCACCGCCUACAGCUGUAUAAAGCGCAGGUUCGCCCACACAUGGAAUACUGUUCUCAUCUAUGGGCAGGGGCACCCCAAUACCAGCUUCUCCCUCUGGACCGCAUCCAGCGAAGAGCGACUCGAAUUGUCGACUGCCAGCGUACUUCGGAACGGCUUGACUCCUUGGCGCUGCGUAGAGAUGUGGCCUCGCUCUGCAUUUUCUAUCGCGUGUAUAACGGGGAGUGCUCCGAGGAAUUGUUCGGAUUAAUCCCUGCAGCUUCUUUUCGCCAUCGCCCUACGCGAAAACAUUACCAUCCUCACCACUUAGAUGGUUGGCAGUCCUCAACUGUACGUUUCUCUAGAAACUUCCUGCCUCGCACAGCUAAACUGUGGAAUGAACUGUCGCCUGCGGUAUUUCCGGACCGAUAUGACCUUCAAACCUUCAAGAAAAGAGCGUAUUCCCAUCUUAAAGGCCGGCAACGCACUUACAACCCCUCUGGUGUUGCGGGUGUCCAUGGGCGGCGGUGAUCGCUUUCCAUCAGGUGAUCCGUCUGCUCGUUUGCCUCCUAUUUCAUAAAAAAAAAAAAAAA